AUGCCUUCCUCACUCCUCGGAUCUAAUCAUCAUUCUGAGCCUUCAUGGAAGAAAUUGGAGAAAGACUUGCGCCAUCCGUUAUUACUGAGACAGCUUGAAAAAGUAAAGCAACACCGAGUGCAAGCCUCAAGUAGUGAUUUCUCGGUGAGGUACAUUCAUUUGGCAUUAACUCAAAAUCCUAAUGAAAUGAUCAUUCAAUUUCAUACGUUCGGAUAUGAUGAAAACAAGGUUGGAAAGCCAUUGGCAAUUAUUGGAAAAAGCGAGCAAGAAUUACAAUCCAAUCCGCAGUGGUAUGGAGUUGGAGCAGUCACGACCUCGUAUGGAGAGUCGAGUGUCACUGGAUUUGAUCAUGCCAUUUUGUUGAAUAAUUUAACUUUUGACACGACAUAUUAUUAUCGGGUUGGAUUUGGAAAUGUUGUGAAUGGAAAACCUGUGUUUACUGUUCAAUCGGAUUCGACUCAUUACUUUACAACAAGAAGCAAAGACAUUUCUGAGGUCACCAUUGUCAUCUUUGGGGAUAUGGGAAUUUUCUUUUGUGAAUCCAAUAUUGAGAGAAUUUCAAAAAUUGUUAAAGAUAACACUGGAAAUGGAAAUUUCUUCAUCUACCAUGUAGGAGAUAUCAGCUAUGCUGAUUCAUAUCCCGGAUUCAUGUAUCAGUAUGUGUGGGAUAAAUUUUUUGAGCAUUGGGAAGGAGUUCAGCCCUAUGUGCCUUACAUGACUACUGUAGGUAACCAUGAGUAUGGACCAAGAUUAGGACCUGACAAACACUCGUUCGAAUACAACUUUACUGCUUACAAUCACAAAUUUUGGAUGCCACUCAGAAAUGAUACCAAAUAUGGGCACAAUAUGUGGUAUCAUUUCGAUUUUGGACCAGUGAGAAUUGUAGCGAUUGAUACAGAGACCAAUUAUCCCAAUGCUCCAUUUCAACCAGUUUUCCAAGGAGAUCAUGUCUCCUAUGUCAAGAAUGCCAUCAUGAAUGCUAACAGAACUCAAACACCCUUCCUCAUGACUGUUGGUCAUCGACCAAUUUAUUCAACUGAAAAAGGAUUUUCUGAUGCCAACGGCAAUGUCGUCGGUGACUCGAAGAUAUUACAGGAAUUAUUUGAGAAUGAUUAUAAAAAGUAUCGAGUAGAUAUGGCCAUUUGUGGACAUGUACAUGCGUAUGAGAGACAACAUCCCAUUUAUAAUGGAACCAUUGAACAAGAUCAACUCAAAGAUCCACAUAAUUAUAUUAAUCCACAGGACACUAUUUACAUUGUUGAUGGAAGUGGAGGUAGUUUGGGAGGAAUGGAUCCCACUCACGAUUUCAACACCAACAUCAAGUGGAAUUACAUGAGAUAUAACAAUGAUGAAGGAUUUGGACUUUUAAAAAUUAAGCGUGACUCACUAACGACCUUCACUGUGAAUUUCCAACAAUUCAACGAUCGAGGAGAAGUCAUUGAUUAUUUCACCAUGCGCAAAACACAACCUUAA
Molecule: messenger RNA, 1473 nt
Organism: Naegleria lovaniensis
Lineage: Eukaryota; Heterolobosea; Eutetramitea; Acrasida; Naegleriidae
Exons: 3
Coding region: 1-1473 (490 amino acids)
Molecular function (GO): acid phosphatase activity; metal ion binding
Source: RefSeq, a predicted model, not a curated record